Messenger RNA from Prunus dulcis (almond), 1108 nucleotides. Its product is annotated as very-long-chain (3R)-3-hydroxyacyl-CoA dehydratase 2. Gene Ontology annotation, biological process: very long-chain fatty acid biosynthetic process; fatty acid elongation; sphingolipid biosynthetic process. The record is from RefSeq and is a predicted model, not a curated record. Bases 29 to 673 code for a protein of 214 amino acids. Lineage: Eukaryota; Viridiplantae; Streptophyta; Magnoliopsida; Rosales; Rosaceae. Gene Ontology annotation, molecular function: 3-hydroxyacyl-CoA dehydratase activity. The transcript has 10 exons. Gene Ontology annotation, cellular component: endoplasmic reticulum membrane.
UUGGAAUUUGGGAAGAGUUGAAGGCACAAUGCCAAAGCUAUCCAACCUCUAUCUCUUGGCCUACAACUCUCUUCAGGCCGUUGCCUGGGCAGUUUGUCUCGCUUUAAGCUUGAGCAGCUUUGUCUCCACCAAGGCCGUCAAUGGAGCUUAUGCUUCUGCUGGAGACCUCAUCUAUUUUCUCCAAAUGGUUCAGUUCUUGGAAGUUAUACACGGAGCGGUUGGUCUCGUGCCGAGUGGAGUGGUGUUUCCUCUGAUGCAAUGGGCAGGAAGGGCUCAUUUUCUGUUUGUUUUGCGCCAAACCCAUGAGGUCCAAGAGUCGCCAUCAGUCUUCAUAACUUUUGUUGCUUGGAGCUUAAGUGAGGUUAUUAGGUAUCCACAUUAUGCUUUUAACUGCAUGGGAAGUUACCCUUCAUGGAUUACCUAUCUCAGGUACACUGCAUUCAUUGUCUUGUAUCCUCCAGGGAUGGCUGGUGAAACCUGGCUUAUGUACCAAGCACUUCCUUUUGUAAAGAAGACGAGCCUCUUCCCAGAUUUAUUUGCUGGCCUCAGCUAUUAUAACUUUCUGAGGGUUUUGCUUGUCUGCUACCCAUUCCUCUGCUUGAAACUUUACCUGCAUAUGUUCAAGCAACGCCAAUCAAAGCUGGGUAAACACCCCAAGAAGAAGAAAAGGUGAUGCCAGUUUCUGGUGAUUCAGAAACACACACUUCAUAAAGAGAGGUGGUGAUUGAGAGUUUUAGUUUGAAUGAGUUAGUGGCUUACCAAUCCACCGGUUGCAAACCUGAGAAGCAAGCAUGCAAUCACGGCUCCAAGCAACUGGGCAAUCCAGUACAAAAUAGACCUGACGAGAGAGAUGUUGCCGCCAAUAAAGGCACCAAAUGUGACAGCAGGGUUAACAUGACCGCCGGAGAUGUUUGCUGCAAUGGAAACCGCCACGAAAAGUGCAAAGGCAUGGGCCAAGGCAGCGGCUAUAAGGCCAGCCGGUGUCGUUGAAGCACCGUCAGUGAGCUUGCCUGUCAAAGCACCAAAUAUAAGAUUAAUAAGCAUAUGUACUAAUGAACAAAAACAAAAUGUUUAUUUGUCAAAUAAUCUUAUAUGUUAUGUUAUCGAA